UCAACUGUACAAAGUUGGCACAGUUGCCUUUGGACUUCUAUCUCUUCUUCUGCUCGGUGUUAUCAUUUACGUUGCUUGCCAUAUGGAAGUGAGAAGUAGAACCUUAACAGAAGAGAGAAGUGAGCUCAAGAAGACACUGAAUGACUUAGUUUCGAAGCAAAAUUCCUUGACUGAAGAGAGAGACAAUUUGACGAGGAUAAACUCUGAUACUGAGGCCAGAUUAACAGCAAUCUCGCUGGAAAGAGAUGAGCUGAAGAAGAGCCUCAACAUUACAGAUUCCCAGCUUCGCUCAGUGACUGAAGAGAGAGACAGGUUGAUGGUGAAAAUUGGAUGGAGGAUUUUCAGAGGCAGUGCGUACUACAUGUCUUCUACAGAAAAGACUUGGCAGGAAAGUAGAACCUACUGUCAGUCCGUAGGUGCGGACCUGAUAAUUAUCAACAGCAAAGAAGAACAGAACUUUGCAAACAGUUUCCAGACGUACAUGUGGAUCGGCUUAACUGACUCAGAGACGGAGGGAAGAUGGAAAUGGGUGGAUGGGAGUCCACUGACCACAAGCUACUGGUACGACGGUGAGCCGAAUGGUAACACAGUAGAAAACUGUGGUGAAAUAAAGACUUUCACCGCAGAGAGAAGCUGGAAUGAUGGAACAUGUUCUCGCUCACUUAAAUGGAUUUGUGAAAUGAAGCUUUCCUAAUAGUAGUGCUAAU
Molecule: messenger RNA, 707 nt
Organism: Xiphophorus couchianus (Monterrey platyfish)
Lineage: Eukaryota; Metazoa; Chordata; Actinopteri; Cyprinodontiformes; Poeciliidae
Product: CD209 antigen-like
Exons: 8
Coding region: 83-694 (203 amino acids)
Source: RefSeq, a predicted model, not a curated record